Molecule: messenger RNA, 2558 nt
Organism: Papaver somniferum (opium poppy)
Lineage: Eukaryota; Viridiplantae; Streptophyta; Magnoliopsida; Ranunculales; Papaveraceae
Product: serine/threonine-protein kinase-like protein CCR4
Exons: 1
Coding region: 21-2375 (784 amino acids)
Biological process (GO): protein phosphorylation
Molecular function (GO): ATP binding; protein serine/threonine kinase activity
Source: RefSeq, a predicted model, not a curated record
AUGAAAUUCUUCAUUUACAUAUGGAUUCCAAAGAGUACUCUCAGCUCUUUGUUAUGUUAACAAUUCUUUUCUUACAUUUUCAGUUCAUGUUUCAAUCUUCACUAGCUUCUUCUUCUUCUUUAUCAAUAUCUGAAACUUCAAACCAAGUUCUAAUUUGUUCAUUAAUACCAUCAUCAUCACUAGGUUCAGGAUCCCAUCAAAAAUCAUUCCUAAAUUGCACUAAUUUUCCAAAAACUAAUCAAAUUCCUGUCAUUUCACCAAAUGUGUCAAUAUCAGCGAUCACUGGGGGCGAUGGGUUCCAAUGUAUUUUAAGUCCAACAUCAUCAGAAACCUGUGUUCUUCAUUGCUGGAGAUUCUCCGGGGAUGGUACGGAUAUUCGGUUCAAGAGGAUUUAUAGAGGUCCAAUGCUCGGGGAGCUUGUGUCCGGGAAUUCGCACAUUUGCGCUAGAGUUACUAGUACUAAUCGUGUAGAAUGUUGGCAAUGGCAAGAAUUUGAUUCUGCAGGUAGUUAUAACUUAACUGGGAUAUCCGUAGGAGGAGAAUUUUUAUGCGGGUUGACAGAAUCCAAAACAAUCAAAUGCUUAGGAAAUUAUGGAGAUGUUGUUGGUGCUCCGCCGAACGGGACUUUUAAUCUUGUGAAGGCCGGAAAUCGCCACGCCUGUGCUGUUUCAACUGAUGGAAGUCUAAAAUGUUGGGGAGAAAUGGUUGGAGAAGUUCCACCAGGGGACUUCGUAGAUCUAGCAUCGGGAAAUUAUCGAACUUGUGCUCUUCGCGUUAACGGGACAAUGGCUUGUUGGGGAGGGGAUGGCAAUUUCAUGUUACCGGAGGAAUUACGAGAUACGGAGUUUAUUCGGAUUGAAGCGAAAAACAGUGUUUUCUGUGGAGUUGUUACAAAGAAUUUAUCAGUUAUUUGUUGGGGUAACAAUGAGUAUUUUAGUAAUUAUUCAAUGGUUUUUAGAUAUGUGCAACCUGGACCUUGUUCCAUAACCUGUCCCUGCAAAAUUGUUGCGGAUUCUGAAAGAUUUUGCAGCAAAGGCAGUAUUUGUCUUCCUUGUAGUAGUCCAAAAUCACCGGCAUUGCAACUAUCUCCGCCGCGGCCGCCAGAGUCUGCACAACCCGGAAGCUGCGGAAAUGACAAGAGAAGAGUGGCAUUUCUAGUGGUGGGUUCUGUGGGAACAUUGUCAUUGAUACUUGUUUGUGGUUUCUUUCUAUUCAAAUUUUGUAAGAAUAGAGUUUGCCGAAUUCAUGAUUCAGGUCGGUUGGAUCAAGUUACUGAGCAGCCAUCUCCACUCCGGUCUAUCCGGCGCAGUGGAUCUCAAAUCCGUGCACAGGCUUCUCAAGAAAGGAGACUUGGCAAACUGUAUAGUAUGAAUUAUUUGGAAGAAUUCGGUCUGGAAACACUACUCAGAGUCACCAAAAAUUUCUCAACAGGGAACAAAAUCGGGCACGGAAGUUUUGGUCUGGUUUACCGGGCAAUCCUAGACGACGGACGAGAAGUUGCAAUUAAGCGAGCUGUAUCGAUCUCAAGGUCAUGUCAUGCUUCAGCUGCAGCAACAACAGCUGCGACGAAACGCCAAAAUGACAAGGAGAAUGCAUUCAUAGCAGAACUCGCUUACCUCUCCCGGCUCAACCAUAAAAACCUGGUCAGACUCUUGGGCUAUUGCGAGGAACAAAAUGAAUGCGCAUUAGUGUACGAGUACAUUGCUAAUGGCACACUCCAUGAUCAGUUACACAAACCCGAGCCAGCCCCGCCGCUCAGUUCAUGGAUGGCUAGAUUAAAAGUUACGCUAGACGCAGCUCGAGGGAUUGAAUAUCUUCAUUCAUAUGCUGUUCCGUCAAUCAUUCACCGCGACAUCAAAUCCUCCAACAUUUUGCUAGAUGCGUCUUGGACAGCUAAAGUUGCAGAUUUCGGGUUAUCGUUGAUAGGUCCUAAAGUUCACGAGCCGUAUUUGUCGUUACGGGCAGCUGGGACUGUUGGUUAUAUGGAUCCUGAGUACUUCAGAUUACAACAGUUAACAACCAAAAGCGACGUUUACAGUUUCGGGGUGGUAUUACUAGAAUUACUAACCGGGUUCAAGGCAAUACACCUAAACGAAGCCGGUGCACCAAGAAACAUUGUCGAUUAUAUUGUGCCGUAUAUCCUAGAAGACAGAAUGCAUUGUGUGUUAGACCCAAAAUUAUCAGCUCCGACACCGUAUGAAAUCGAAGCUGUUACCCAGUUGGGGUACUUAGCAGCUGAUUGCGUGAAUCUAGAGGGACGAAAUCGGCCAUCCAUGAAUGAAGUUGUAAGCUGUUUGGAAGAUGCAUUGGCUGAUUGUGAGGUGCCACAACAAGUACUACAGUCUCCAUCAAGCAUUAGAUCAACAAGUAGGUGAAUGAUGGUACUGUAAUGCUUGAGACUUCCAUCCUUUCAUGCAAGUCUAGCGACCCAUCCGUGACAAAAAGAUCAGGUUUCAUUCUUUUAGUCAUGAAUAAUGUAAUGUAAAGAAUUCUUGGACUCACAUUAUGACUAUAGUUUAGAUUAUUAAUAAGAGGUUACUUUGACAUUUCUUAACCCC